AUGCCUGCGCGCAAGGCGGAAGGGAAGGACGGAGUUUCCAUCGAUGUUCUCAAGAUGCUUUUGCCGCUCGGGAAGAAUCCUGAGCGAGUGUUUGCUGGCGAUGCCGAAGAUAAUUCCGAAGACAUCCUCACUAGCGUCCUUCAGCGGCCCAUGCAAGCUUGCCUCAACCUUUCCUACCACCCAGAAGCAUUCAAGGAGGCGGUGACGGUGAUGAUCCGCAAGAAAUCGAAACUGCUUCUUCUUGAGCAGUUUGGUGGCCGAGGGAAGAGCGCCACCCAGGCGCUCGAGUUUCUUGUCGAAGCCGUGUAUAGGAACUGGUUCGCCAAAAAAGAAAACAUCUUCGUCACCAUCUGCGCCCUCGACAUCACGGGAGCCUAUGACCGCGCCCGGCGACAACACUUGCUGAAUAUCCUGGAACUUCUCGUUACAACAUUCGUGGACGACAUCACUCUGUUGGUUGCAUCUCCCUCGAUCAAGCAGAACAACGAGGCUCUGGCAAUAUUGUACGAGCUCCUGACCGAAUUUGCGGCUCUGAAUGGCACCGAGUUCGGCCCCCACAAGACUAAAGUCAUGCAUAUGCUGCAGAGGGGCCCCGCGGUCACAGACAUGCCCAAUGUUGACGGGUUCCCACCCAAGGCAGUAGAAAGUAUGGAAAUUCUUGGGGUCAUACUGGACUAUCAUCUCAAUUGGGUGGAACAUGUCAACAAUGUUUUGUCCAAGGUCCGGAGGAAGAUGUUUCUUCUCCGCCGAAUCAGCGCAACUACUUGGGGCGCAUCAAUCUCGGAACUACGCACGAGGUACAUCACCGCUGUUCGUCCCAUCGUUGCUUACGCGUGUGCCGUUUGGUUUGUGUUGAAGACCCCGGGUGGGCCUCCCUGCAACUGGACUCUGGCCAAGUCUGUCGUCGACCUUUUGGAAACACAGCAGAACAAUUGCUUGAGACAGAUUUCUGGCGCUUUCCCUCGCACCUCUGGUCACGCUCUAUGCAAGGAAUUGUACAUUGAGCGGAUGUCGGUGUUCCUCCACAGGUGCGCCCGCGCGUACCGAGCCUCGAACAAGGGCACUCCGGAAGGCAUGGCGCUCUGCAAUCUCUGGGAGCGAAAUCACAAGCGCAUUUGUGUCACCAGCGAGGUUCUGCAAAUACACCCGUACUGCGUCGCCUACCACGAAGCUAACACGCUUCUCAGGGUGAACGCACAGAUACAGCUCGCCGUCGAGAUACAGACUUGGACCGAGCCGCCGGAUUCCGUCAGAGGCACGGCCAAGCGGGCCGCGAGGUUGAAGCAAAUCGUCAAGUCUUUGGCCAAGGACCUGGCAGAACAGAGAAUGAAGGAGUCGUGGAUCGAGGAAUCCAACAAACGUCGCUGCUUACUCGGCAAGCUUGCCUACGACGCUCCAACCUGGAAAGGCACGUAUGGGAAACACAACCUCGAGGCCUACAAACCUCUUCGCAAGGCACAGGGUACCAUUUUACUGGGCAUCAAAACCGGCAUCAACGGCCUGAACAAACCACUGUUCGACAUGCACAAGUCUCCUCCGCCGUUCGGACGUCUGCGCCGCUCCGCCAGGCGCGGGGGCCCCGAGGCCUCCGUGCCGUCGCGCCGUUACAACGUCUUCCGCCCUGCCGCGCAGUCUCGACGUGGGAAGAGCCCUGCUGCCGUCAGCCAUACUCUCGACAUAUUCGCCCUUCCCGACUUACCGACGUUCGUAAGCUGA
Messenger RNA from Colletotrichum aenigma, 1716 nucleotides. RefSeq lists its product as uncharacterized. The record is from RefSeq and is a predicted model, not a curated record. Bases 1 to 1716 code for a protein of 571 amino acids. NCBI's taxonomy places the organism in Eukaryota, Fungi, Ascomycota, Sordariomycetes, Glomerellales, Glomerellaceae. The transcript has 9 exons.